Messenger RNA from Wallemia mellicola CBS 633.66, 1482 nucleotides. Its product is annotated as ClpP/crotonase. Gene Ontology annotation, cellular component: mitochondrion. The transcript is spliced from 9 exons. NCBI's taxonomy places the organism in Eukaryota, Fungi, Basidiomycota, Wallemiomycetes, Wallemiales, Wallemiaceae. Bases 12 to 830 code for a protein of 272 amino acids. Gene Ontology annotation, molecular function: delta(3,5)-delta(2,4)-dienoyl-CoA isomerase activity. The record is from RefSeq and is a predicted model, not a curated record.
CUUAAGCGACAAUGGAUAACUUUAAACUGAACAGGAACCAAUCUGUAUUGACAAUAUGCUUUAAUUCACCUGUCAAGCUUAAUGCAUUCAAUCAGCCAAUGUGGGAGGCACUCCGCGAUAUCUUCAAAUCCGUCAACAACGAUACGCAGAUUAGAGCGGUCAUACUCAUUGGCAAUGGCAAGGCCUUUAGCUCCGGUUUAGAUAUGAACGACGCUGGAGCCCUUCUGAAUACCACCGGAGAAGUGGUCCAAACGACGGCAAGACUGAGACAACAUAUCGUAGAUUUCCAGGAUGCUAUUACAGCUAUAGAAACCUGCGCUGUACCUGUUAUAGCCGCACUUCAUGGCCUGGUCCUUGGUUUAGGCAUUGAUAUUGCAUCCGCUUGUGAUAUACGUUAUGCUGCAUGUUCCACACGCUUUUCUAUCAAAGAAAUUGACCUCGGUUUAGCGGCUGAUAUCGGGACAUUGCAACGCUUUCCACGUGCUAUCGGGAAUGAUGCCUUGGCUAGAGAGCUCGCCUAUACUGGACGUCAGUUCAAUGCUAAUGAGGCACUUCAAAUGGGCUUCCUUGCAGGCAUUUCCUGUACAUCGUCCAGAGAAACAGUGUUAAAUAUGUCUAUGGGUACUGCGCUCGCUAUUGCGUCGAAAUCACCAGUCGCAGUACAAUCUACUAAGAAAAUUCUUCUCAAUGCUAGGGAUAAUAGCGUUGCAGACAGCCUCGCAUUCACAGCUACGCACAACUCUGUCGCCCUGCAAUCUGGAGAUGUCAAGGAAGCGCUUUCUGCUCAUUUGGAAAAGCGAAAGCCUGUAUUCAGGGAUAGUAGAAUGUAAUAUCAGUGAGUAGUGUAAUGUAAAGUGUAUACCAGAACAGCGUGUAUUUCGAAUAAUUAAGGGUAUUAUAAUACAAGUUAGUGAUUAAGUGAAGUAGUGUAAGGAGUGUGUUUCAGUGAACUUAGCAUGUGUUUAAAUAGGUCAAUAGUACUGUACUUAAUAGUACUCAAUUUCGAGAUAGAGGAAUCCAAUGAUUGAUGGGUUGAGUAUAUUCAAUCCCGCAGGAUUGAAUAAAUUGUAAUUCAAAUAAUUAAGCGUGCCCUCUAAUUCUGAUAUUCGCUUCUCAAAGUAAGUGCGUUUGAAUAAACUGAGAGUGUAGAAACUCGCUAUAUCGCAUAAAUGAUCUAAAACCGCAUACCAGGGAUUGAAUGCUCGCGAUAACUGGUAAUUUAUCUCGUGUAUCGCGAAAUGAUAUUGCUCUGGGUUUACCCUUCUAGCUCCAUAGGAAAACUCCUAGCGAAUUGCCAGAUUUCUCCGAAUUGAUAGUCCCUAUCAACUCUGACGACCUCCCGAGGGAGAUCUAUGCAUACUCUCCGUUCAGGCGCGGUACCAAAGUUUUUGAGUCGUACGUUAAAAUUGGAUGAAUCACCACUUAUCAAUGAGGCUGGACUCCUCGAGCGCAUUACUUGUUGCUCAGGAUCACCCAUUUAGC